Electrophorus electricus (electric eel) is the source of this 6853-nucleotide messenger RNA. RefSeq names its product zinc finger CCHC domain-containing protein 24-like. NCBI's taxonomy places the organism in Eukaryota, Metazoa, Chordata, Actinopteri, Gymnotiformes, Gymnotidae. The record is from RefSeq and is a predicted model, not a curated record. Gene Ontology annotation, molecular function: zinc ion binding; nucleic acid binding.
UUCUACUCCAUCCGUGCGCGGAGUGCGCCAGCGUCGGAAUGGCAUGAACUUUCCUGCACUGUCAUUCUGCAACAAUGUGUUUUAAGUAAUCCAACGCAUCGUACUGGGAUCCCUGGCGGAGCCAAAUGCAAUAUUGGAGCGGAUGAAAAGACAGUCAGCUUGUUUCUAGAGCCCUGUCUUCAUCCGUAUGGAUGUGAGAACACCUUGUGCGCGAACGGCGGAGCUGUGGAACCUCGGAAUCCUGCAAGGAUGAGUGUGAUGCCCGCUAUAGACUCCUCGGCAUCCGGCUAUCAGCCAGCACAACUACUAAACUGGGUCUAUCUCUCUCUACAAGAUUCUCCGGCCAAUGCAUUCGAGGCAUUCAGACCCGAAUCUAACUCACCUUACACGGAUCUAAAGUCCAGGAAGCCUGGCGAUGAAGAGUUGGAUUCUUCACUCGGCUCCAGCUAUCUGAACAGCUUCAUGCGACUGCAGAGCGGCGAGAUGCUGGGUAGAGGUCUAUAUAAAGACUCCUCCCCCUGUGGGUCCAUCACUAACAUCGUGGACAGCCUCAGCUCCCUGACAGAUCACUUCUGUGACCUAUCAGUGAACUCUGAACCCCGCAAACUCAGCAAGAGACCACCACCCAAUUACCUGUGCCACCUGUGCUUCAACAAGGGUCAUUACAUAAAGGAUUGUCCUCAGGCCCGGCCAAAAGGCGAAGGUCUGACACCUUACCAGGGCAAGAAGCGCUGUUUUGGGGAGUACAAAUGCCCCAAGUGCAAGAGGAAGUGGAUGAGCGGCAACUCGUGGGCCAACAUGGGGCAGGAGUGCAUCAAAUGCCACAUUAACGUCUACCCACAUAAACAGCGCCCCCUGGAGAAGCCUGAUGGCCUGGAUGUGUCUGACCAGAGUAAGGAGCACCCGCAGCACUUGUGUGAGAAGUGUAAGGUCCUGGGCUACUACUGCCGGCGAGUGCAGUAAGACCUGGGCCACACUCCAGCUCAAACUGCCUGCAGAAACACAAACAUCUUCACAGCCUGGGGACCAUGACACACCUGAAACAUUCUCACCUGAGCCAAGUUAGCCAGAAUAUUUUUUUCCUGAAACACACAUCAUAAUCAGCGCUGUACAGACAAGGUAUAGACAUCCAGACUCAGUGUUCUAAGAUGGUUAUCGACUCUGGCCCAUAAAUCUAAAACCUGGUCCUCAAUGCUGUAAUCAUUGUUGUUAUGUCAUAGAAUGCAGGGUUUCAGCUCUUCAAGGUCCAGGUACUACCGAUUUUCCACACUCCCUUUACUUAAGAAUCAAAUGUGGUGACAAAGUGGCCAGCUAGUUAAAUAAACCAGGGCAUAAAAUGGAUAUGACAUCUUGAUUUGGAAUAUCUUUACAGAUUUUAAUUUCUAGAACUUUCUCUAAGUGUGAAACAUUUGGUUGAAAAUUCUAAAGUCUAUACUGACUGAAAUGUUUCGAGCUUUUCUGUGCCUUUUGGCUCCACUGCUAUCCAAGAAAAGGAUUUAUUAACAUAAAAAACCAAGCAAUGUGUGUUGUAUGUACUACAUUAAAUAUGUAAAAUUAGUAACAAUCAUGCAACAGCCAUUCAUUCAGAGAAUGUGAGGAUACUUUAUUUAUAUCUCAAUAACACUGUUAGUCUAUUUGUUUUACUCCACUUAUCUGUGUGCAUUGUAUGUGAGAGAGAGAGAGAGAGAGAGAGAGAGAGAAAGAAAGAAAGAAAGAGAAAGUGAGGGAGAGAGGGAGGGGGGAAGAAUGGGAGAGACAGAGGGAGAAGGAAGGAGAGAGAGGGAUAUUUCCUUCUUCAGUUUUCCAUUUUCAGUGCCAAAUAAUUGUACAGUAUUUUGCAGUGCCUUAUAUAUCAGCUCAGUGACUGUUUCAACUGUGAAUUCAGAAAGGCAGUUAUCCUUGUGAGAACCUCACUAUUAUUACAAGGGGCCCAUCACACAAAGUAAUGUCUUUGGUCAGUAAAGGGUUCAGAAUAAGGGAUACUUUCCUAUGAGGAUAGCAGUUUAUUCUGUUAUAUCAAAGUGAACCUGCUACCAUAUAAGGAGUCCACUUUUUCAUAAACUAUUUUCUGUUCAAAGAUGUUGCUUAAUUUAAAGAAUAUUAAGUGCUAGUAAUUAUAUUCAGAAAAAAAAAUCAUUCAAUCCUUAGUCCAGAUCUCAGGAGGUCAUUAUAUGUAUCUUUUUUAUGUGGCUGUAUUUUCAUGUAACUGAUGUUCCGCAGGCAGAAUUUCUAUUUUCUAUUUUCACGUUAGCUAGUUCUUUUGCUAGCGCCCUCACAAUGUAUUUUUUGUGACCGUAAUUAUAGACUAGGCAGCUCUGAAAAUACAUGCAGUAUUUUGCUAACUUGGACCAGCACAUAGAUGUAUUCGUUUUUAAGAUGCAGUUAUCUAACUAGAUGUAAAUUGGCAGAAAUAUGUUUAGAGUGUGUGUUAACUUGACUUUGCUGACAUGGUAAUGGUGUUUACUUUGAGACUGGAAGGGUGGGGGAUAAGGAAGCUACCACUAGUUUAAACAGUAUUUUGUUCUGCAAAAAUUUGAGCUCAGGCCGAGUAUAUUUUUUAAAACCCUGCACUAGUGCCAUGCUCCUCAACCCAUUUCUCGGGGCCCCUCUGACUGGGUUGAGAAGCACUGCACUAGUUUUUUUUCUAUCCCAAGUUCCCAACACAUUAGAAACCAACUGAUAGGCCAUGAGGACUGAGCUGAGAAACACUGCACUAAAGGUUGUUGUUUAGUAUGUGCAAUAAUUCAUAGGAAGUACUCACUAAGCACUCACUAAGUUCUGUGUCCUCUUGGACCUUUAGCAGUUCACCUUUUUGCUGUGUCCCAGUUAAAACACCAGCACUUAAAACCAGGAUGGUAAAACCCCUGGCAAAAAUGAUGGAAUCACCACAUGCAUCUUUUUUACUUUGUAGCAAAUAAAUCACAGAUAUGAUUUUUUUGUUUAAUAGCUGAACAUUCUGGCUUCAUGAAACAUAACUCAAACAAAUAAAAACUAUUUUAAUUAAUGGCAUUUUUUUUUCUGAAUUAAAUAAAGGGAAAAGUAUGGAAUGACAAUGUUGAGGAAAAUAUUACAGAAUCACCUUAUAAUUUGCAUCUCUAAAACAAAUACCCACACAAGUGUAGUAAUGCAGAUUAGUCUGCAGUUAAAAAGGGAGUGCUUACAGAUCUUAAUGAGGUGUUGCACUUGGCUAAUUGAACGAAAACAUGGCCCCAACAAGCGAGUUAAUUGAAAGAAUGGAAAAAAUAAUAACUCCUGCAAGAAGGAAAUCCAAUAUGGAGUGUGGCGUAAGAUAUUGGUUGUAUUUUGGUGUAAGUACAAACAAAAUAAGAGGUUUAUAAAAGAAAAACAUAUGGGUAAACAAAGGAAGGCGUCAAAACACCAGGAGAGAACACUCAAAGCAAUAUGCCUUGAAAAUAGAAAAUAUGCAACAAAACAAAUGAAAAAUGAAUGUUUUUGUCAAUAUUUUUGACAGAAAUAUGCUGAAUGAAAAGCCAAAGAACAAUGGUACCAUUGCCUUAAUAGAAGAACACCAGCACUAACACCUAAACAGAAGAACACCAGCACUAACACCUAAACAGAAGAAAACAAGGUUCCAGUGGAAUAAAGACAAGCAAUCAUGGAAUGUGAAUGAUUGGAUAAAGUGAUAUUUAAUGAAGAAUCAUAAAUCUGAUCCCGCCAAGAAGAUGAUGAUGGAAUGUUUGUUCGGUGCCGUUCUAAUGAAACACAUUUAGAUGGCUGAAGAAAACAACUAAAUUUCCCCACUCAUUUAUGAUAUGGUGCUGCAUGUCAGGUAAAGGACCUGGCAUUAAAAUCUUGGAUGGUAUUCUUAUUCCAUUGAUAGAAAGUUUGGUGUUAAUGAAGUCAUUUUUCAGGAUGAUGAUGCUUCUUGCUUUCCUUCACAAAAUACAUACCAACUGAAUGAUAUGGCCAGCAAAAAGUCUGGAGCUCAAUCUGAUUGAAAAUUUAUGGUGGAAAUUUAAAAAAUUGGUCCAUGAUAUGGCUCCAUCUGUCUCCAUCUGCAAAGCUGAUCUGUCAACUGCUAUUCGAGAAAGUUGGAACCAGCUUGAUGUUGAAUAUUGUUUUUCAUAAGUGAAGUUCAUGAAUCACAGAAUUCAGGCCACUAAAGCCAUUUUUGGAUGAUGAUUCUAUAUUUUUUCAUCUGCUUAGUCUGGAAAAAAUAAUGCCAUUAAUUAAAAUAAUUUAAUUGUAUUUGCGGUAUGUUUCAUGAAUAAUAUUCAGCUAUUAAGCAUAAAAUUGUGUCAUAUUUGUGAUUUAUUUUUUGCAAAGUAAAAGAACUGGGUGAGUAUCCUCUAAGUUAAUCAAAUUAUUUUUGUCAAACUCAGUUUUCUAGACUCAAGAAUCUUGAUAUAGGAAAAGACUAAAAAUGUGGUCUGGUAGGGGUUCUUCUAGAACUGAUCUAGACAGUAAAACUGAAGAAAUCUGACAGUUAUUUUUGAGUACAGGAGCCCAUCUCUGUCCUAGAGAUCUAUCAUGCAGAGUUCAGCUCCAGCACUCCUGGAUCAACUGUUCAGAUGCUGCUGAAGGCCUUGAUUAACUGGAUCAGGUGUAUGAGAUAUCCAGUAUGAGACUGGAAACAAACCUUGUAGGGCUGUAGAUAUCCAAGACAGAACACCCAUUUUAGCAUAUCUUCCAUUGUCCUCUCAUGCAGUUUUCAGUAUUUCUCAGCUUAGCUGCACUGCUAGAAUAAACAGUUUUUUAAAAAAUGUUUCUAAGGGAUUCCAGUAGAACAUGAUUCUGUAUAAUUCAUGCAUGCCUUCUAGCGCACAUAAUACUAAACCACCUCAGUGCACAACAUGCAACUGUCUGCUGUGCUAAAAAAAAAAAAAAAAAAAAAGUAUGUCUUGACACAAUGAGGAACAAUAGAUUAAAUUAUUUACUUUCAUAUAUCAAUGAAAAAACGUCAUUAUAAGUUGAGUUUACCCCCAUUUACCCCAUUUAGUAUGAUUGUUUUCUAAAUGUCUACCACAUUUCCAAAUACUGGUGUAUGUGCUGGAAUGACAUCAUCACUGUUACAGUGUUUUUAUAGGUUCUGAUGCUUACUUUGUAGCGGUAGCUGUCUCACAGUUAGAUAAUUAUUUUUUCAUCUGUAUAAAAUAUGUAUUACUGUCUAUGUUUAAUUGAAAUAUAAUGACAUCUAUUAUCAGUAUCAGGUGUAUCGCUCAAGUGCCUGUGAUGUUUAUAAUUUAUACUGGAAAAGAUUAUAUAUAGCAAAAAUUAGAACAGCAAUAGGGAUAACAGAAUGCACAUAUAAGAGCAAUAGAGAUAAGAGGACAAUUACCACUUUAUCUAAAAUGAGUGUGAGGCCUUAGGAAUGUGAUGUCUGUAUUUAUGGAAUUGAAUGAUAUACCUAUGAAACAGGUCUGUGUCUUUCUCUUAUGUUUAUUCACAUUUUUCACAAUUCAUUUUAAAAUGUACUUACUUUUUAAUGUAAGCAAGUUUAAGCUUUUAGUGUUCAUAGUCCUUUUCCCAAAUGUGGUAUUUUAUAACAAUAUAUUAAUUGUACUAUUUUUUGCAUUUUAAUGUGUAUAAAGGAAGAACAGUCUUACAAAUACAACAAAUUUUAGACCAAAGCUAUAUUAACCAAACAGAAGUGUUUUUCUCCACCCUCAUAAUUCACACCACUACUGCUACUUAGACUAUGUUAUGAACUGAUUUAAUGAAAUGCUUUUUCUCAAUGUGUGCAGUUUAGCCCCAGUCACAAGGACCAAUGGUCUGCAGAAUCUUCUGUCUUGGAAGCAGUUCUUUUUAAAACACUGCAUUUCAUUCUCUGAACUUUAAAUCCUGAAACCUGACUGUUUUAAGGACUCAAAACAGUGAUUAAAACUAAUCCCCUUUAGCACACCCUUUUCCAUAAACCACACCAUUCUUAAGCUCAUUAUGCAUGUGAAAGAUACUGCAGGGGUUUUAGUAUGAGUGUUGCUCUAUAAUCUUAAUGUUAUCUUUUUGCUACAGGAGCUAUGGAGUCAGUCAGUUCCAUUGGUUCUUUUUAAUGGUCUAAUUAUUGUAACUAUUGUGACUAGUGAUGAGGCACAAGACCAUUAGUGUACUUGCAGAACACAGAUUAACUUUACCAAUGACCUUGUUUGGAAAUCAGGAAAUGCUUUUAUUGAAAAGUGUAAAAUGAGCUUUAUUAUACAGAUGGAGAUCUAACCCGAAAGAUACAGAGCCCCACCCCGACAGCAACCUCAAAACAUCCUACAUUUUACUGCUUUAUAAGUUUUUCAGUACCAAAUUCUCCACCUGUAGAUUAAAAAAAAAAAAAGAUUUAUAUUGACAAUACAAACACUACUACACAUCAAACUUGAGUCUGGCCUGUGGAUGCUUUAACUUUCUAGAGGAGACAAGAGGCAGAAAGACCUGGAGGACCACAUGUCAAAGGUUUUAUUCCUGAGAUUAGUUACAGUUCAGCAAAACAAGAAAGACUAAACAAAGUGAAAAAUAAACAAAUUACUACCCUUAACUGCAGAACAUACCCUCUGCAUUCCUUAGGCAACACUACAUUCAGAGCCAACUCACAUGCACACAAAUAUACAUUGUACAAGUGUGUGCACGCACACACACACACAAUCAGUGAAGUCAUGGUUAUUCAAAUAAACUUCAGUCAGGUUUUACAUCAUUUAAAGUUUGUAAUCACCCAGAAGUACAUCUUGAACAGAGGAAGCACCCUUGAAAUGUUUAUUUUUCACAAAAUUUAAGUAACAUUCACAUUAGAACAAGAUUUAGAACUCUACUCACCUAAGAGUUCAAAGCCUAUAUUUAGCCAGUUAAUCCACCCCAUUACUUCAGCCCUAAUGCACAUCUCCAGAUAUGGCUGUUAUUGAUGCAGACUUUU